GCAAUAAUAACAUGUAAAUCACCAUUGUUUCGUACCGUACACCACAAAAUGCUGGUCGUUCCAUUCCUAAACUGGAUAAGUGUCGGCAAUGGCCCUGCAGCUAAUUAAAAGGUGAAAAUUGUAAGUGGAGACUCCUUCUUUCGAUUCUAUGUCUCUGGUUGGUUUCUGAUUCCUAGAUUUUCGUUGGGUUUCGGGUUUUGUUCUCUUUUUGUCAUUUCUUGCAGUGAACCUCUGUCUCUGUCCCUCUAUAUUGUGAGCUGUGCGCUUUCUUUCUGUUUUAUACCUGGCUGAUUUGGUUGUUAAAACUUUAGAAAGUUGUUUCUUUUUCCCUGUUUCUAUGGUAUUCUGAUAUGGCCAUGUCAAGUUAUCUCGAUGGUUGGUUAAGGAUCCUCUAUGUAGUUUUUGCCUUCUGCUCUGCCUUCUUUCUGGGUGCUCUUAAAGCUGUGUUAGUGGGUCCUGUUGCUGCUUCAAUACUAAUAGGAGGGAAUGUUGGGUUGAUUCUGUUGAUGUUUCCUCCACAUGUAGCAUGGACUGUCUACACCCUUGUAAAGACUAAUAGAUUUGAUGCACUGCUUAAAGCUGCGCUUUUGGUUGUUUUGCCUGUUUUAUUUGCUAUAUGGUUGGGUUUAAGCAUAGCUGCCAGUGUUCUUGUGGGAGUUUUGUAUGGUUUCUUUGCUCCUUGGGUUUCCACUUUUGAGGCCUUUAGAUAUAACGCUGAAUCCAAGAAAAUUUUCCACUGUUUUGUGGAUGGAACCUGGGGAACCAUUGAAGAAAGCUGUACUGUAGUUACAGAUUUUGCAGAUAUGUGCUAUCAUUCUUAUCCACUCUACUUGAAGGAGCUGCGUGAUUCCCCUGCUUCAAAUGAGCAAAGACCUCUUAGGUUAAUUCAUGUGCCUGGAUUUAUAGUUGCUGGAUUGAUGGGGCUAAUAGUGGAUGUUCCUCUUUUCACUGCAAUUGUUAUAAUUAAGAGUCCAUACAUGCUUUUCAAGGGCUGGUUCCGACUGAUACAUGAUCUAAUUAGCCGAGAGGGUCCAUUUCUUGAAACAGCUUGCAUUCCAAUUGCUGGCUUGACAAUACUUCUGUGGCCACUUAUUGUUGUUGGGAGCAUACUAAUAACCAUUUUCUCAAGCAUCUUUGUUGGAUUGUACGCAUCAGUUAUAGUGUAUCAGGAAAGAUCUUUCCGGAGAGGUAUAGCUUAUGUAAUUGCAAUGGUUGCAGAAUUUGAUGAGUAUACAAAUGAUGGGCUCUAUCUUAGGGAGGGCAGCUGCCUUCCGAAAAUCACAUUGGUCAUAGCCAGGCCCCGCUAUAGAAAGAAAAAGGCCUCUAACUCUUCUGAGAUUUCUGUUGGAGGACAUCGUGGAAAAUUUGGUUUGGUCACUGCAGAAGCUUCUGCAUCGGCAAUGUUUGUCCCAAGACUGGCUCCUUCAAGAUCAGUUAGGGAGACAAUACAAGAAGUGAAAAUGGUUCAGAUCUGGGGAACUUUUAUGAGAUCAUGUGAAACAAGGGGCAAGGAACUUUUGGAUGUCGGUGCAAUAACACUAGCUGAUCUCAAUGACUGUCUGAAGGCCAAGAAUGCCAAUGAAGGAACCAUUAUUGGUGUUGGCUUGCCUUGUUAUUCAUUGUUGCAGAAUCUUAUCGACUCCAUUAAAGCUGGUUCAGAUGGUUUUUUGAUGGUUGAUGGAGUUGAAAUCACCCAUCUAAACAGACCAAAUGACAAAUUGUUUGACUGGUUCUUUCACCCUCUGAUGGUUGUAAAAGAACAAAUUAGGGUCAUCAAAUUGGGAGAAGGUGAAGAAAGGUUCUUGCAGAAAAUAGUUCUUUUUGGAAACGAUAUGAAACGGAUGGAGGCUUGGGAUAAUGGCAGUUUAGGACCUCAAGAGGCUCUAAGAGCGGCUCAACUCCAGGGCAUCAGUAGAAGGAUGAUUGGAAUGGUGAGAAGUGCAUCGAAAUUUCCUACCUAUAGAAGGAGAUUUCGCCAAGUCGUGAAGGCGUUGGUAACAUAUUCUACAGACAAGGAGGGUGCUGUGGGAUCAAAUUCUUUGAAAUCCAAUUCCAUUAGAUCAGUUGCCUGCAUUGGAAAUGUGGCGUGAAGUUCAGCAUUUUUACUUUCUGGAAGCAUGGAAGUUCAUAGCUUGUUUGUGAAUUGCUCUGAGGCUAUCCACUCAUUAAUUCCCUGUACAAUUAUGUGAACAAAAAUGCUUCAUUGAAGGAUUAUCAAUUUCCAA
Molecule: messenger RNA, 2225 nt
Organism: Hevea brasiliensis (rubber tree)
Lineage: Eukaryota; Viridiplantae; Streptophyta; Magnoliopsida; Malpighiales; Euphorbiaceae
Exons: 9
Coding region: 351-2090 (579 amino acids)
Source: RefSeq, a predicted model, not a curated record